Messenger RNA from Lepus europaeus (European hare), 2219 nucleotides. RefSeq names its product HNF1 homeobox A (gene HNF1A). The coding region runs from base 324 to 2219 and encodes 631 amino acids. The transcript has 10 exons. The record is from RefSeq and is a predicted model, not a curated record. Lineage: Eukaryota; Metazoa; Chordata; Mammalia; Lagomorpha; Leporidae. Gene Ontology annotation, biological process: regulation of transcription by RNA polymerase II; insulin secretion; pancreas development. Gene Ontology annotation, molecular function: DNA-binding transcription factor activity, RNA polymerase II-specific; RNA polymerase II cis-regulatory region sequence-specific DNA binding. Gene Ontology annotation, cellular component: nucleus.
CCGGCUGCCGCGAGGCCUGCACUUUGCAGGGCUGAAGUCCAAAGUUCAGUGCCUUCGCUAACCACACGGAUAAAUAUGAACCUUGGAGAAUUUCCCCAGCUCCAAUGUAAACAGCAGGCAGGGGCCCUGAUUCACUGGCCGCUGGGGCCAGGGUUGGGGGUUGGGGGUGCCCACAGGGCCUGGCUACUGGGGUUUGGGGGGGCUGUGGGUGCCAGGAGCCUGGCCUGUGUCUGCUGCCCGGCGGGCAAGUAGAGGCCCCGCGCGGUGGGGGAGGCGGCCGGUUCGGUGGCCCCGGGCCGCGUGGCCCCGUGGCUGGUGGAGCCAUGGUUUCUAAGCUGAGCCAGCUACAGACGGAGCUGCUGGCGGCCUUGCUUGAGUCCGGCCUGAGCAAAGAGGCGCUGAUCCAGGCCUUGGGAGAGCCGGGGCCCUACCUGCUGGCCAGCGAUGGCCCCCUGGACAAGGGGGAGCCCUGCGGCGGCGGCCGGGCUGAGCUGGCGGAGCUGCCCAACGGGCUGGCGGAGCCGCGGGGCUCCGAGGAUGAGACAGAUGACGACGGGGAGGACUUCACGCCGCCCAUCCUCAAGGAGCUGGAGAACCUGAGCCCGGAGGAGGCGGCCCACCAGAAGGCCGUGGUGGAGACCCUGCUGCAGGAGGACCCGUGGCGCGUGGCCAAGAUGGUCAAGUCGUACCUGCAGCAGCACAACAUCCCGCAGCGCGAGGUGGUCGACACCACCGGCCUCAACCAGUCCCACCUGUCCCAGCACCUCAACAAAGGCACCCCCAUGAAGACGCAGAAGCGCGCUGCCCUGUACACCUGGUACGUCCGCAAGCAGCGAGAGGUGGCCCAGCAGUUCACCCACGCAGGACAGGGCGGGCUGGCUGAGGAGCCCACAGGCGAUGAGCUGCCCACCAAGAAGGGGAGGAGGAACCGCUUCAAGUGGGGCCCAGCGUCCCAGCAGAUCCUGUUCCAGGCCUACGAGAGGCAGAAGAAUCCUAGCAAGGAGGAGCGGGAGACGCUGGUGGAGGAGUGCAACAGGGCGGAGUGCAUCCAGAGGGGGGUGUCCCCCUCGCAAGCACAGGGGCUGGGCUCCAACCUCGUCACAGAGGUGCGCGUCUACAACUGGUUUGCCAACCGGCGCAAAGAAGAAGCCUUCCGGCACAAGCUGGCCAUGGACACCUACAGUGGGCCUCCGCCGGGGCCCGGCCCAGGACCUGCACUGCCCGCCCACAGCUCGCCCGGCCUGCCCCCCGCUGCGCUCUCCCCCAGCAAGGUCCACGGUGUGCGCUAUGGACAGCCGGCAACCAGCGAGGCGACAGAGGUGCCCUCCAGCAGCGGAGGGCCCUUGGUGACGGUGUCUACACCCCUGCACCCAGUGUCCCCCACGGGCCUCGAGCCCAGCCACAGCCUGCUGAGCGCUGAAGCCAAGCUGGUCUCAGCAACCGGGGGCUCUCUGCCCCCUGUCAGCACCCUGACAGCACUGCACAGCCUGGAGCAGACAUCCCCAGGCCUCAACCAGCAGCCCCAGAACCUCAUCAUGGCCUCCCUGCCCGGGGUCAUGACCAUAGGGCCUGGGGAGCCUGCCUCCCUGGGCCCCACAUUCACCAACACGGGCGCCUCCACACUGGUCAUCGGCCUGGCCUCCACUCAGGCGCAGAGCGUGCCGGUCAUCAACAGCAUGGGCAGCAGCCUGACCACACUGCAGCCUGUCCAGUUCUCCCAGCCGCUGCACCCCUCCUACCAGCAGCCACUCAUGCCGCCCGUGCAGAGCCACGUGGCCCAGAGCCCCUUCAUGGCCACCAUGGCCCAGCUGCAGAGCCCCCACGCCCUCUACAGCCACAAGCCCGAGGUGGCUCAGUACACGCACACAGGCCUGCUGCCCCAGACCAUGCUCAUCACCGACACCACCAACCUGAGCGCCCUGGCCAGCCUCACGCCCACCAAGCAGGUCUUCGCCUCCGACGCCGAGGCCUCCAGUGAGUCCGGGCUGCACGCGCCGGCGUCCCCGGCCACCACCAUCCACAUCCCCAGCCAGGACCCUGCUGGCAUCCAGCACCUGCAGCCUGCCCACCGGCUCAGCACCAGCCCCACAGUGUCCUCCAGCAGCCUGGUGCUGUACCAGAGUUCCGACUCCGCCAACGGCCACAGCCACCUGCUGCCCUCCAGCCACGGUGUCAUCGAGACCUUCAUCUCCACGCAGAUGGCCUCUUCCUCCCAGUAA